UUGUAAAUGGUUUGCAUUAGCAUCGUCAGUGAUGAGCAGAAAGUGUCGAGGAAACCCCAGACAACGAAAGCAGCUCUUGUUCAAGCUCCGUUUCAAAUGCGCAAAUCUGAACAUUGAUGAAUGAAACCAAAGACAAUGGAGGAGGAAAGUCAAAUCAACUUCAAAGCUCUGAGGGCCAAGUUUCAGGAGGAUGCUCUUCUGGCCAAGUCACAAAACACUGGUCCAAUUUUAGCGGAAAAACCCAAAAUGCUUUCGGGUGCCGGAGGCCACUGUGUUUCAGGGGUGAGCCGUAUCAAUCACUCCUCUAAUAGCAAAACCGCAGUGGUUCCCAGAGUUUUUGUCAGAGAUGAACUGCCAGGUCCUGGGGCAAAGCGCCCAAUUUGUUUUCCACCUCAACCUUUGGCGAGCUCUCCUUCUUCUCAGCCCAUUAAUGAAGACGGCGCAAAAAGGCAAUCACUGAAAGAACGAUACACGCCUCCUGUGCCUCCCGUGCCUCCCGUCUUCUAUUCUAAACAGUGGAAGACCGACCAGUUCACCAAAAAAGACUUGCAACAAGAAAAAGAGACGGCGAGAGAAAUUACUCCUCCAAUAAAAUUCAGGAAGAGUAAUUUGGUGCUUUCUUUUAAGUCAUCUAAAGUAUCAAAGUAUAGCACGGAAAGUGAAGAGGAACCCUCAUAUGCUGAACUGACCACCAGACCUCGCCGUACUCCUGGCGAGCUGGGAAAAAGGGUUCAAGAAAAGCAGAACUCAAAAGAUUGUGUUUCACUCCAAAUAACCAGAGAAUGUGGCCUCUUCAGUCCAGAAGUCUCUGUCACUCCAUCGUCAACAGAGAUGAAUGUUGACUCUGGUAAUUGCCUUGCCAGCACCCUGGAGAGGGCCAAGAAGUUUUCCCAGCACCACAUAUUGAUUUACAAUAAACCAAAGGCUCUACAUUUAUCUGACUUGGCAUCAAGCGAGAGGACAUUCCUUUCGCCGCCUAAGACUGACUUCACUGCACGUCCAACUCCAGUUGUCGGUCUCCCACACCUGGCUUGCAUUUCUGCCCGUCCUUUCUCAAAAGUCAGCAACUCUGCUCGCGAGCCUGCAUUGACUAAGAAGUAUCACCAGGAUAAAGCGGAACCACCUUAUACCACUGCUGAACUUACUUCCCAUCCAAAUAGUCAAAAGAAUCUUCUGCCUGACUUGAAGUCACUGGGACCAAAGCCAUUAAAGCCUCCCAGACCUCCAUUAGUAGCACUUAGACGUUACUACCAACUGGCAUUUAAUGAGGUGUUAAAAGAUACUAUUCAAGAGCCAACUACAGUUCCAAUUCAAGUGCCAACUAAAGUUCCAGAGUCAGAAAAGCCAAUAUGCAGUGCUAUCCUGAAUGCUCCAAUGUUUCCCGACUUCAAGAACACAGAGAUGGAGCCUAUGGAUAGUGAAGCUGUAGAUUUUGCCACUCUAGACCUAGAGCCCCUACAUUUGGGAGGCUUUAGCACUCCGCCUCCAGCGCCAACUGACUGUAUAUCCAAGGCUUCCCAAUCUGACUUGUGCCUUUCCACGGGACUCAAUGAAAUCCGUGCUGUUCCACAGUUAAAACGUGGCAGAAUACUUCCUCCUUUAAACAGUUUGCCUGAGCCAUCAUCAAAUCUGACGGAGUCCAUCAGACAGGACCAAAGGAGCAAAGGUGAGGAUGUGAUGGUACCUUCUCCCCAGACCUCUCAGACCAACAAGGCUGGACAGUCAGUUGAGUCCCAAUCUGCCCGAGAUGAAACGGAGCUCGGCCUUCAAGCAAUCUUAUCUAAAGAUGAUAUUCACACGCAUACAAGCGAACAAAACUAUGAGUGUGAUAAUGUGUAUGAAGAUGUGGAAAGCAUCAGCAAAUUCUUCUUUUGCCAGAAUUCACACAAGCAGAAAGGCCACCUUAAAAAUCCAUAUGCUGACAACAGCCUUCCUGCGAAAGAAGAGACGUCCCAUACUUGGCCACGAAAACCAUGGGGCAGCAUCUCUGGAGAACACUCAUCCGAUAAUCAUACUAACCGUAAGGAAUGUCAAAGUCCGAACACUGCUGAGUCCAAGGAAAUGAAGAAAAAGGAGAAGCAGCGAUUGGAGAAGGAGAAAAAGGAGCAAAAAGAGAGAGAGAAGAAAGUACAUGACAUGAAAAAGAAGUUCAAAGUUACUGGUGAUGAAGAGCCCAUGUACCAUGCUAAGGUGGUGCUGGCAAAUAAAGUCAGAAAGAAUGACCUACCUGUUCAAAGCGGGGACACAGUGAGCAUAAUUCGUACUACCAACUGUCCCAGAGGCAAAUGGUUGGCGCGGAACGCGUGCCACAAAUAUGGCUACAUUUCGGUGAUGAACAUCGAGCUAAAUAUCAAGGAGAUGCUGGAACUUGGUAAAAAGGCCCAAGCAACUGGACGUGGUAGUAACCUGGAGGAAGACACCAUAAGCGUUGGCAGCAAAUCCUCAAGCCACCUUGUUGUCACAAGCAGCUUCACAGACGACAGUGAGGAGUGGGCAUGUGAAGAUGAGACGCUCUUGCCCUGCUAUGAUAGCAAUACAAGACAUGAAGCCUUGCAGAAGCUUACCACCUUCUUUGAACUCGGAAAAGAUGAAUCUGGUGAUAUUCCUGAUGUUGGAGUUCCAACCCUGACUAAGUAUAAUAUUCUAACUACUACAUAA
This is a messenger RNA of Corythoichthys intestinalis (scribbled pipefish), 2658 nucleotides long. RefSeq lists its product as uncharacterized. The transcript has 14 exons. Gene Ontology annotation, biological process: T cell receptor signaling pathway; integrin-mediated signaling pathway; protein localization to plasma membrane. Bases 121 to 2658 code for a protein of 845 amino acids. Gene Ontology annotation, cellular component: plasma membrane. The record is from RefSeq and is a predicted model, not a curated record. Gene Ontology annotation, molecular function: protein binding. NCBI's taxonomy places the organism in Eukaryota, Metazoa, Chordata, Actinopteri, Syngnathiformes, Syngnathidae.